Molecule: messenger RNA, 2936 nt
Organism: Rhineura floridana
Lineage: Eukaryota; Metazoa; Chordata; Lepidosauria; Squamata; Rhineuridae
Gene: GRAMD4
Product: GRAM domain containing 4
Exons: 20
Coding region: 384-2216 (610 amino acids)
Biological process (GO): apoptotic process; negative regulation of toll-like receptor 9 signaling pathway
Source: RefSeq, a predicted model, not a curated record
AGGAGGUGGAGCGGCGCCCUCGGAGGCCGGCCUCUUUGCGCGCCGGAGAUGCUGCUGCUGCUGGCGCUGGAAGGAAGGAGUCGAGCGGUGACGGCAGCGGCGGCUGCGCAGGGCCCUCGUCACGGCCUUGGCAGGGCUACUGAGGGGGCCUGGCGGCCGGAGAAACAGGCAGGCGGACACCUGCUGUCAUCCCCGCCUCGGGGUCGUGGUGUAGCGUUAGCCAAAACACUUCGGAGGCUGCGGCGGGCGCUUGGGAAGCGGCGGGCGCUUGGGAAGCGGCGGGUGGGCUCCACGGCAAUCCAGCUUCGCUGGCUCCAGAGUCAGCCGUCUUUGGGCGCACGGCAGCGGAGGAGAGCAGGGAGCCCGCCGGAUUGACAGCGUGAAUGAAAGUUUGGUCCGAAUUCCGCGCCGGGGACUCCAACCGUCAUGUUAAGAUAAAACAGAAAGGCGCAGUGCUGAACAUGCUAAAGAGGUUAGACAAAAUAAGGUUCAGAGGUCACAAGAGAGAUGAGUUCCUUGAUUUAGCAGAGUCUCCCAAUGCUUCAGACACUGAAUGUGGAGAUGAAAUUCCUAUGAAAAUACCUCGUACGGCAGGCAAAGACAAUGAUGAAUUGAGAGACCCUGCUGGUCCUGGGACCAUCAUCAUGGCUUCAGGAGCCCAGGAUUAUAACAGAACAGAGUCUGACAGAUUAAAUGAGAUCAAAGGCCAUCUGGAAAUUGCCUUACUGGAAAAACACUUUCUGCAGGAGGAGCUCAGGAAGCUGAGAGAAGAAACGAAUGCUGAAACAUUGAAACAAGAGCUAGAAAAAGAACGUCUGAGGAGGAUAGAACUGGAACAAAAAGUCAAUGAAAUACUUAAAACAAGAACAGAAGAACCACCUCCUGCUCAGCAACCCCCAAAAGCACAGACACAAGCCAAUGGAACAGAUAAACGUAGCAACAUGAUGUGUUCACGAGUUCAGAAGUGGGUUUAUGACAAAUUUGGGGAAUAUAUUGAAGACUUCAGAUUUCAACCAGAAGAAAAUACAGUGGAAGCAGAAGAACCACUUAGUGCUAGAAGGCUUACAGAAAAUAUGAGAAGAUUAAAGAGAGGUGCCAAACCUGUCACAAAUUUUGUGAAGAAUCUUUCUGCCUUAUCAGACUGGUAUUCUGUCUACACUUCUGCUAUUGCCUUUAUUAUCUACAUGAAUGCUGUAUGGCAUGGCUGGGCCAUUCCUAUGUUCUUAUUUUUAGCAAUUUUGAGGUUAUCCCUAAAUUACCUCAUAGCCAGAGGUUGGAGAAUACAGUGGAGUAUUGUGCCUGAAGUUUCUGAGCCCAUUGAACCUCCAAAGGAAGACCUAACAGUGUCAGAAAAGUUCCAGCUUGUUCUGGAUGUGGCACAAAAAGCACAGAAUUUAUUUGGUAAAAUGUCAGACAUACUGGAAAAAAUUAAAAACUUGUUUAUGUGGGUCCAGCCUGAAGUAACGCAAAAGCUGUAUAUCGCUUUGUGGGCAGCAUUUAUAGCAUCCUGCUGUAUUCCAUACAGGAUAAUUGGCCUUUCAAUGGGACUUUAUGCAGGAAUCAAAUUUUUUCUUAUCGAUUUUGUCUUCAAACGAUGUCCAAGGCUACGAGCAAAGUAUGACACUCCUUAUAUCAUUUGGUUAAACUUACCCACUGAUCCUCAACUCAAAGAGAGGGCUAAUGCUACAGUAUCAAGACGGCUAUCAGGGCAUGAAAAGCUUCAAACAGCAACCUCGCGAAGUUGUGUAGGCUCAAGUGCCCCAAUGGGAGUAAGCAGAGAUGAAGACAGCAGCCGUUUUCAUACCACUAAGAGAGGCAACUUCCAUGAAGUAUUUAAUUUAUUAGAAACGGAGCGUCCUUUGGCAGUGUGUGAAAAUGGCUGGCGCUGCUGCUUAAUUAACAGAGACAGGAAGAUGCCCACAGACUACAUUAGAAAUGGAGUGCUUUAUGUCACAGAAAAUUACUUGUGCUUUGAAAGUUCCAAAUCUGGUUCAUCUAAAAGAAAUAAAGUUAUAAAAUUAACAGAUAUAACGGAUAUUCAAAAGUACAAAGUGCUCUCUGUUCUUCCAGGAUCUGGCAUGGGUAUUGCAGUAUCCACACCAUCCACACAAAAACCUUUGGUGUUUGGUGCCAUGGUACACAGAGAUGAAGCUUUUGAGACUAUUUUCAACCAGUACAUGAAGAUAACUUCUGCAGCAUCCACCAGUGAAAGCUAGUAUAUCACCAUUGAUUCUCCUGGGGAGACUUUAUUAAUUUUACUUGGUAGUGAAUAAAAGGUGGAACACCCUUCAUCAGUUCUGCAAUAAUUUUCUUUAUUGCAUAUGUCUUAAGUUACAUAAGUGUAUUUUAUAUAUGCCUUCCAUGUUUUUGUUUUUUAAAGCUUUUGUAAAAAAGAAAAAAGAAAAAGACAGUGAAAGUGCUAUCAUCACUAUUAGCCUUGCACAUUAAGCACUUUUAAUGUUUAUUUUACGGACUUUAAAAAGCUUAGGAAGAUACUUGGCAAAACUGGCUUGAGGACAGACUGAGGAAGUUGGCUUGUCCUACUCUGAAAUCACAGGAUGUGACGGUACUUUUUCUGCUCUGGGUUCUGCACACAAUCCUAUUGCACAGGUCCUAUUGAUUUCAGUGGCAUUUCUGUACAUGUAAUUGAGUGCAGGGUUGCAGCCUGACUUUGCGAAACAUGUCAACAACAUGCUUAUGAGAGCCAUUUAACAAUCAGUAUAUAGAUAAUAAUAAUUAAAGGUAUGACUACCAGAAGUUAUACUGCAAGUAAAUUUUCUUACUAACACCCGUACCUUUUCAAAGAAUAUCUGUCUUUGGGAGACUGUUGUACUGAGGAAUAAUCAUUUCUUGCAAUGAAAGUUGGCUGGCUUCUUCAUUUUCUCUCUCCCUUGUGUAUCCUUCUAAGAAAAUAAAGCCACUGUUUUCAACAGAAA